AAAAAAAGACAAAAGUAACUAUUGCUUUUGUCUUAUAAUAAAAGCUGAUGACAUAUAUAGAUAUUCUUGAUAAAUGUUUUAUAUUUAACUGCUUAUAAGGAAGAGUCCCAGUGUACAACAGCAUGAGGCCUAUAUAAUGUGAGAAAAUACAGCUCUGAUAAGGGGUUCAAAGGGCAAUCAUAAACCCUGUGUUUACACAUGACUCUACCAUGUAACACUGCAGUGACAACAAAUUUAAUAUUGCACAACUGAACAUUAACGUGUAGUUUUUAAAACCCUUCAGGAUGGUUAGAUGUUAGAAGAAAUUAAAAUAUUACAUUUAAGUUAUAGUGAUAACGAGCGAUAGGGCCCUACAUUCAUUAAUGAAAACUGGGCGGUGACCACGUAGUGAAUAAGGGAGCAGGCUUUCAAAAGAAGCCUUGGUUUAAAAAAAAAAAGUUUGAUUGAUGUGGGAUUCACACUUGUUAGUUAUUUGGCUUACUUUACAACUGAAUUCAAUAAAAGUCAGCAAUAGUGGGUCAGGCUUGUGUAUUUCAGUCACCUCCAGCAUCUGAAAAAGAAGGAAGGACUAAACAAGGAACAUUGUAUAGUAUAAGAAAAUCACUGAAGUGUAUUACGUAUUUCCCAGUUUUACAUGAGUAAAUGGUAUCUAUGAUAUUAAAUUAGCUCAACUAAAGCAGAGCAUUUGGAACUUAUUUCUAUUCUGUCACUACUGGAGUUGACUGUUAUUUAUAUUAGUGCCACAGAGUCAAUGGUAUGAAUGAAAUGAUUUAUUUGACAGUGAUAAGUUAGUGUCAUCACUAAAUCAGGAAGCAAAAAGCAAGACACAUGCUAGCAGAUUGAUCUAACAGUGACCCAUGAUGCAAGUCACUUCAUGUUUUUAUGCCUCUUCUUUAAGCCAUGUAGAGUAGUUAUUGGUUUUCAGCACGGAAGAUUUGCAUACUCUCUCUUCCUGGCUUUCAAGGGUCAUAAAAGAUAAGAGGUUCUCGAAAAGCCAUGACAGGCAGACAUUCGCAGGUCUGACACAGUCAAACAAAGUUUUACUGAAUGAAAAAAAAGGUGGCAUUUUCUUCUCAGAGAAACUUUAAUCAUGCCAUACAGCGAAGAUACGAUUAAGAAAAUGCUUCCUAAGAUAUAUCUUCGGAAGUGUGUGGCUCAUGAAAUAAACGUGACAUUAACUUACUUCAGAAACCUUGUGCCCGUAAUGGAUAAAUAUGUUUACAAUGAUGGAACUACAAAGAACUUGAUGAGCUUAACCGGAACCAUUCCUGCCACGAUUAACAAUAUAACAUAUAACAUUCCCAUUUGCCUGUGGAUUGAGGAAACCUACCCCCAAACUGCUCCCAUCUGCUAUAUCAGACCCACACAACAGAUGAUGAUCCUCAGCGGAAAGUAUAUCUCCAGCAAUGGUGAAGUCAUGCUGCCUUACCUGCGAGAGUGGAAGAAUGGGGAGUGUGACCUAAUGAGCCUUGUUCAGGUGAUGGUUGCCGUGUUUGGAGAAUUUCCUCCUGUGUGUAUGAAGCCUUCUCCAGAGCCUGAGCAAGCCUCUUGUUGGCUGCAGUUCCACAAACAACCAGAAGUAUUUACAGACACAGAUGGAAAUUUAUAUCUGUCUUUAACAAGAGAAGACGGGCAACCUUUUCAGCAAGAAAAUGAAACUAAUUGUUAGUAUUUUGUGCAAUUUGGCAACAGUUUGUGAGAGAAACGUUUUUGUCAGUUUUUUUCCCCCAUAUUGUGGAUAUGGUAUCUAUUGACUGUGUGUUAAAUAGUGAAGUCUUCAGAUAUGAAAAAGCAUGCUGUAUUUUUAUAUUUCAAAUGAUUUUCAUCACAAAUUAGCACCCUUUCAUUUGAUUUUGUGUGGUAGCAAUAAACAUUUUAACCACCUUCAUUGCUUUACAAGUGCCUCAUAAAGAUGUUGCUCAACUGCAUCAAUAUUUUCUGGGCUGUUUGGACUUUAGAUGGGUGUGGUCCUCUGUCAUUUUAUAAAAGCCUGUCUUAUUUUAUAAACUGAUAUAAAAUAGAAAAAAACUACCUCUGUCAAUAGAAUAUAGGUAUAAGCUUUUUUCAUCAGUGUAAACACAUACCCGGAAGACUCUGACUGAAAUAUAAUCUUUUGUAAAAUCUGACUGAUUUAUUCUGUUAUUGAAAAUAAAUAGCUAUGUUAAA
Messenger RNA from Haplochromis burtoni (Burton's mouthbrooder), 2166 nucleotides. RefSeq lists its product as uncharacterized. The transcript has 6 exons. NCBI's taxonomy places the organism in Eukaryota, Metazoa, Chordata, Actinopteri, Cichliformes, Cichlidae. Gene Ontology annotation, molecular function: ubiquitin binding. The record is from RefSeq and is a predicted model, not a curated record. The coding region runs from base 1091 to 1669 and encodes 192 amino acids. Gene Ontology annotation, biological process: protein modification process; endosome to lysosome transport; protein transport. Gene Ontology annotation, cellular component: ESCRT I complex.